Molecule: messenger RNA, 1930 nt
Organism: Dufourea novaeangliae
Lineage: Eukaryota; Metazoa; Arthropoda; Insecta; Hymenoptera; Halictidae
Gene: Kr-h1
Product: zinc finger protein 92 homolog
Exons: 3
Coding region: 61-1572 (503 amino acids)
Biological process (GO): regulation of DNA-templated transcription
Molecular function (GO): DNA-binding transcription factor activity, RNA polymerase II-specific; RNA polymerase II cis-regulatory region sequence-specific DNA binding
Source: RefSeq, a predicted model, not a curated record
CUCGACUAAGGAAGGGUCCAAAAGGAACAGUACAGAUUUUUAAAGUCUCGAUAGCAAAGAAUGGUGGGUUUUUAUCACAUAGAACUGAUCCCAACUAGAGAGACGAUGUCGGUCAAUGGCGAGAUAGUGACCCCGGACCCCUUGAAAUCCGUGAAGGGUCUCGUUUGCAGUCCGGAUCUGACUGUGUUCGCACCACCGAGCUGCGGCGGCGCCGAAACUCUGUCGGCAACCGUCGAGGAGAAGACGUACCAGUGUCUCCUCUGUCAGAAGAGCUUCGAUCAGAAAAGCUUGUAUCAGAGCCAUCUGCGCUCGCACGGUAAAGAAGGCGAGGAUCCUUACCGGUGCAACAUUUGCGGGAAAACGUUCGCGGUGCCCGCGCGGCUAACGAGACAUUAUCGUACGCACACGGGUGAGAAGCCGUAUCAGUGCGAGUAUUGUAGUAAAUCGUUUUCGGUGAAGGAGAACCUCAGUGUCCAUCGUCGUAUCCACACGAAAGAACGGCCGUACAAGUGCGAUGUGUGCGAACGGGCGUUCGAGCACAGCGGUAAACUGCAUCGGCACAUGCGAAUUCACACUGGCGAACGGCCCCACAAGUGCACUGUGUGUUCGAAAACGUUUAUCCAGAGUGGUCAGUUGGUGAUACACAUGCGCACCCAUACCGGUGAGAAACCGUACGUUUGUAAAGCGUGCGGCAAAGGAUUCACGUGCUCCAAGCAGUUGAAGGUGCACACACGCACGCAUACCGGCGAAAAACCGUACACAUGCGACAUCUGCGGCAAAUCAUUCGGUUACAAUCACGUGCUGAAGUUGCAUCAGGUUGCUCAUUACGGCGAGAAGGUUUACAAGUGCACGCUCUGCCACGAAACCUUCGGCUCGAAGAAGACGAUGGAGCUGCACAUAAAGACCCACUCGGACUCGUCUGUCACCGGUUCUCCCCGGGACUCGCCGAUCGAGCCGGAGAUUGAAAUCUCACAAGCAAAUAACAUAGGCACUGCCAGCGACAAGGAGAACCUAAAGACUGACGAGCCAAGCGACAACGCUGCCACUUACAACCCAUCGCGGGAUUUCUCGUACUAUAUGUAUUCCAGAGAACAGUAUUCGGCACCCUUGAUGGUGACCAACGAAGAGAAAGUCUUCCCGACGACGGCGACGCCCGCUGUCCCCAUUGAACAGCCCCAUACGUUCCUAUACCAAGAAAUAUCGCCGACUUACACCAGCUUUGGGAUUCAGAGCAACGAUUUUGUCAGCGAUUGUCCGUCACUUCUAAAUCUGCCGGGAAACGACGCUCGCCGGAGAGUCGAGGCUGCCCUUGAAGCGGUCGAGGAAGAAAGACAGAGGGAAUAUGGGAUCGGGGUUACGCGUGAUCCACUUUUAACACCACCAAGCAGCAAUCCCGUGAGCCCAGUACCAUCGCCGGAUCCUCUUGAUCUGGCGAUACCUGUACGAGAAACAUUAAUUCUACCACCAAGGAAGAGGUGCAAGAUGAUUUUAGAGUCUAUGGAAAGCGAGAAGAUCGGGUUCAUCGCAUCCCAGAGACAGAACUCUGUUAUACAGUUUGCUAAGGCUUCAUAGUGGAAGAACACCGAUGUCAGUUGUGGGUGAACUGGUGAUUAGUUCGCGUAUGGUAAGAUGCAAUCCGGACACUUCUAUAAAAAGUACGGAGGACUAACCGCAUAGAAGGGGUAGAAAUCAUCGACCGAUUGUAUCGGAAGGUAUUCAAACAGUUUUAAAACGAAACACAGAGAGAACUUUUGAGAAACCCGUUUUAACGAAUUAUGAACCUGGAAGUAUGAAAGCGCGCGAGUUCUUGUACGGAAUAUGAUUUUAACGCAGUUUUCGAUACUGCAAUGCAAUUGUAGUUGUAAACGGAUAUUAGUAGACUGCGGAUUUAUAUGCAAAAUAACAUUUUCUAAAGUAAUUUAGAAAGACA